AUGGCUGCGGCUGCUCUACCUAUUGAUAACUUUCAUGGAGAUGUCGACGAACAGUCACUUGAAAUUUUCUGUAUUAUCUGGCUCGAUGAUAAUAUUCAAGCCAAAGUUAAUCGUGAUACGGAACAAAAAUUACGUUCUAUUAUCAAUCGCUUCAAGAAAUUUCAAGAUUUAGAACAAUGUCAAAAAUAUAUUGAACAACGAUCACAAAAUGAACGAGUAGUCAUGAUUGUCAGUGGUCGAUUAGGACAAGCAAUAGUACCAUCUAUUCACAAAAUUCGACAAAUUAUAUCAAUCUAUGUGUAUUGUAUGGAUAAAGAGAGAAAAAAACAAUGGGCUGUCAAUUUUCCAAAAAUAAAAGCUGUUGUUGUUCAACUUGAUGAACUCGUAUCUCGAAUUAAAAAUGAUUAUAAAAUUCAAAAGAUCGUAGAAGAACCUUUCUUAAUCAAUACUUUCACUACAGGUUCUGGUGCAGGUAAAUCAACAAGUGGCGUAAAUGGUAAAUUCGUUUUCUCACAAGCUCUUAUUGAUUGUCUUUUACGACUUAAAUCUACUGAAAGAGAUACCAAAGAGCUUAUUGAGAUUUGUAAAAAAGAAUAUGAAGAUAAUGAUAAAGAGUUAAGCAAUCUACGCGAGUUUCGAAAGAAUUAUUCGCCUGACGAAGUAUUAAGGUGGUGCACACGAGAAUCAUUCUUUUACAAGACUCUCAAUGCAGUUUUACGCACUGAAAAUAUUCAUAUGAUUUUUUUAUUUCGUGCAUUUAUCUCUGAUAUUCAACAUCAAUUGAAAAAUCAUCAAACUAAGAAUCCUCUACAAGUAUAUCGAGGCCAAAAGAUAUCAACCGAUGAACUGAACAAUUUAAAGCAAUUUCGUGGUCAGUUUAUUUCAGUGAAUUCAUUUUUUUCCACCAGUACUGAUUAUCGACGAGCUCUUAAAUUUCUCAAAGGUUCUAAUGCUGCAGAGAGCUUAGAGCCAGUAUUAUUUGAAAUCGUUGCUGAUCCUAAGGUGGCAACUACGAAACCAUUUGCCGAUAUCAGCAAAUUCAGCCAAUAUCCUUGUGAAUCAGAAGUACUCUUUAUGCUUGGAUCUAUUUUUCGUUUGGACGGGAUCGAUUACAACAAUGUUAAUCAAGUGUGGAUCAUUCGAAUGACUUUAUGUAGUGAGACAGAACAUGAUUUAAAAAAUGUUCUCAUGUAUAUGAAACACGAACUUGGCAGUGGAGAAACCAAUCUGCGAACAUUAGGAAAAGUACUAUGGCAAAUGGGAAAACUUGAUUUAGCUGAACAGUAUUUUACUCGUUUAUUAAAAGAACUGUCACCAAAUAAUCCUUUACUUGGUAAAUUGUAUAAAGAUCUUGGUGAGCUAGCAUCAUUAACCGGUGACUAUGACAAGAGUGUUCAAUGGCAUCAAAAAUCACUCGCACUCAAAAGUCCGAAUGCAUUAGUUGGCAUAUUGAACGAUGAUGAACAUCGCAAAUUUAGUGGUAAGUGCAUCGAAAGAAAGUCUCAUCUUGAAACGGAUAUCAUUAUAUAA
Messenger RNA from Rotaria sp. Silwood1, 1530 nucleotides. NCBI's taxonomy places the organism in Eukaryota, Metazoa, Rotifera, Eurotatoria, Philodinida, Philodinidae. The record is from the annotation of a GenBank genome assembly.